UCUAUUGGUGAACGUCACUCCACAUGUGCCAGUUGUCCGCGGAAAGUUUAGUUCGAAUUUGAGGCAAAACCGCUAGUUUCCAAUGGGGAAAAAGGAUAAAGCCAAUGCCUUAGGGCGAAGUCUGAUAAAAGAUCGAUUUGGCCAUACGAAGAGGAGAGUCGUCGACAAUGAUUCAAUGAUCCACACAACAGAAAUGCAAGAUGGAUACGAUUGGGGACGCCUCAAUUUGCAGUCAGUCACUGAAGAAUCUUCCUUUCACGACUUCCUGCGUACUGCAGAAUUGGCUGGAACUGAAUUUCAAGCGGAAAAGUUGAACAUUUCAUUCGUCAACCCAAAAAGCAGUGCUGGCCUCCUUACGGGUGCGCAAAAGGACGAGAUGAAGCAAAAACAUGUGGACAAAAAGGAUUUAUUGAAGAUCCCUCGCCGUCCCAAGUGGCAGAGUACUACAACGGCAGAACAACUUCAGCAAGCUGAAAAUGAAUCCUUCCUAGAGUGGCGUCGAGGACUUGCAAUGUUGCAAGAAAAGGAUGGACUGUUGCUAACUCCAUACGAGAAGAAUUUAGAGUUUUGGCGCCAAUUAUGGCGGGUGGUAGAGCGUAGUGAUGUUGUCAUCCAAAUUGUUGACGCCCGAAACCCCUUGCUGUUCCGGAAUGAGGAUUUGGAGAAGUACGUGAAAGAAGUGAGCGAAGAUAAGAUGAAUAUGGUCCUUAUAAAUAAAGCCGAUUUCUUGACCUUGGACCAACGGAUUGCUUGGGCCCGUUACUUUGACGCUCAAAAUUUAAAAGUAGCAUUCUUCUCUGCCUUGGACGCUGAAGAAAAACCGAAAGAUGAUACAGAACUCUCGGAAAAACUAAAAGAUGAAGCUACUCAAUUAUCUAGAAGCCUCGAUGAAACAGAACAGAAAUUAGCGGAGUUGGAAAAGCGCAUGGGAUUGGUCGAGUUCGAAAACAGAAACAAUCCGUUAGUAUUGACACGGCAGGAACUAAUCGACCUUUUUAAAACAAUUCACAAGGGGCCUAAGUGUUCUGCUGAUCAUGUAACAAUUGGUUUGGUUGGCUACCCGAAUGUGGGUAAAAGUAGUACCAUCAAUGCUCUAAUGACUGAGAAGAAAGUAUCAGUCUCUGCCACUCCCGGCAAGACCAAACAUUUUCAAACGUUAUACCUUGACACGGAUCUACUUCUCUGUGAUUGUCCUGGUUUGGUGAUGCCGAGCUUCGUGUUGACCAAAGCUGAUAUGGUUUUGAACGGAAUUUUACCAAUUGAUCAGAUGAGAGACCAUGUGCCACCAGUUAAUUUACUUUGCACUCAAAUACCACGAUAUGUAUUGGAAGAUAAAUAUGGAAUCAUAAUCGCGAAGCCGCAAGAAGGAGAAGAUCCUGAUCGACCGCCUUUUUCUGAAGAAUUGCUUCUUUCAUAUGGAUAUAAUCGUGGUUUCAUGACUGCCAAUGGACAACCCGAUCAAUCGAGGUCCGCCAGAUAUGUGUUGAAAGACUACGUCAACGGCAAGCUCUUAUAUUGCCAUGCGCCGCCUGGUUACAAACAGGAAGAAUUUCACAAAUAUCCACCGCGUCAGAGAAAGGAAGUUGACGAGAAAGAUUUGCCACAAAGCCAGCAGAGGGCAAUGAGGAUAAACAAAACUGCAUCAUCCAAAGAACUGGAUAAUCAGUUUUUCCAACGAUCAACAAAUACUGCUUUUAUCAAAGGGCGUUCAAAUUUUCCACACAUACGUCCACCAACUGGCGGUGAAGCAAGCACAAGUGGAUCAAUGCAAAGUUUGGAUAGUGUGCAAUAUGCUAAACCUUGGCGAAAUGUAAAGAAGGAGAAACGUGAAAAAUUAAGGAAGAAAUUCGGACAUUUGGAUCAACAUUAAGUUUUUGGAGGAUUCGAUGCAUAUAUGAGUAAGAAUAUUGCACGUUUCUCAGGGGGAAAAUUGUAGUUAGCAAUUUAAAUAUGAUUAUUUGUGAAUAAUAAGUAGAAUAGUUAUGAUAAUUGGGAGAAGCGAAGUUGGGUUCGAACAGCUAUGAAAUGAAUAGUUUCUAGCUCCUUGGCGUCAGUCUAGAUUUCAAUAGUAGGGAAACAAAUUUGAAUUUUAAUUUGGCAACAACAGCAACAUAUACGAGGACUUCAAAGCCAGGGUGGUUCAAACCUAAUUUUUUAAUGAAAUUUGAUAGUUAUCAAAGUUGAAUGUUGAAUUGUAAAAAAAUAUGCUAUUGUUCAAGAAAAAUGAAGUGUCUUUAUGUAUUAAUUCAUGAAAUUUGAAGAAAUUUUGAUUAGUCGAUAUUUAAUUCAGGAUUGAUUAGGCAUGGCCCAUUCUGGAUUUGAUGUCUUCAUAUUUUUAUUACGUCAGUUUUGUCUAGCAUGUGUUGACUAUUGUAUUUUGAAGUUAGAAACAACUUCUGAAACGUGACAAGAAAGAAAAAUAAGUAAAAUGAGGGCAUAGUACCUUAUUUUAUGUUUUGCAGAACAAAUUUUCACAAUAUUUUUUGAUCAAUUUUAUUUACAACAUAUGGUAACAUCUUGUGGCUACGAAUGACUAUGUCUCUUUAUACUUAAAUAUUUUGUAGCAUUCGACCUUCAAAUUAACAAAAAGUUAGAAUGAUGGUGCUCCAUCCAAUAUGAUUGGAGGUCCCUUUAUGUUUCUUCGAUUGAAUUUACCCAGAUGCAGACACAUGAAAAACGAGCAUGUAGUGUAUCGGUAGUUGUUCUUAUACAAUCAACUGUCAAUUUUGUUAAGGUGAAAUGAAAGUAUUGGUCUGAAUCAAAUGGACGCUACGGUCGUCCUGUUAAGAAAACUACUGAUAUUUUGACAUUUUGUCCGUCAAAUAUUGGUAAUUCGUACAUAGUCGAUUGCUGCCUUAAAUUUUGUGAAGAAAUCAAGUCCUCAUAUAGCAUUCACUUCAAUGGGUCAUUGGUAACUAUUUUUAUUGAGACUUGUACGUUAAAGUAUAUUUCAGUUUGUGUUGUUCCGAGAGAUUUGAUCCUUGUAACUCCUUGUAUUACGCAUGCGCGUGUCGGAUAAAAAUAUAGAGAUCUCUGCUCGCGUAUCUAUAAUGUCUGCAUAUUUUAUCAUACACUUCGAUAUGGUUUAGUGAAGUUUUUUAGGCCAGAAAGGCAAUUGUUUGUGAGUUGUCCCUGAGCGGGGCUGCCAUUUCUUCCAGUUGA
Molecule: messenger RNA, 3162 nt
Organism: Hermetia illucens (black soldier fly)
Lineage: Eukaryota; Metazoa; Arthropoda; Insecta; Diptera; Stratiomyidae
Gene: Ns3
Product: large subunit GTPase 1 homolog
Exons: 5
Coding region: 83-1870 (595 amino acids)
Biological process (GO): ribosomal subunit export from nucleus
Cellular component (GO): cytosol
Molecular function (GO): GTPase activity; GTP binding
Source: RefSeq, a predicted model, not a curated record